AAAGAUAUGCAGACAGAAAAUUCAGACAGCAGACAGUACCCGACGCUAUUCAGCUGGGAGGACCUAACGGAGAUAAUCUCUAGCGGGUGUGUCAUCAUCACUUUAAUUUAUGACUAUCUAAACGUCCACAGCGAUUUAGGUAAACUACGUCGGCAUCCAGAUCACCAGGAGGCGUACGACCAGUGGCGUUCAAAGAUUAUCGCCGCCCACGGCUCUAUACCACAAUAUCUUCUCAAAGAACGUUUAGGCUGGGUGAUGUCUGACCAGACACCACCUCCUACACCCCCACCACAAGUUGCAAAUCAACCAAAGUACUUUACACGCGAUAUACCAGACAAACUGCAUAAAUUACUCAACAACGAUUGGGGAUACGCUGUGCCACACAACGUCGAACACUGGGUUUGCUGGUCACGGAUACCACUCAUACACCAGGACUUAUACACUAGCGAUGUUGGCUAUCAGAACGCGCUAUCUAAUGGUCUAUACGGCUUCACAAAUUCAGACAAUCUAGAUGGCGCCCAAGAGAUACAAAACUGGAUUAUCAAGAAAUUCGGCAAAGACACAACUGCAGCAUACUUCCUGAACCCACCACAUUUACAAUCAGUUAAAGAAGUUCAACAUUUUCAUAUAUUUGUAAAAAGGUAA
Wallemia mellicola CBS 633.66 is the source of this 645-nucleotide messenger RNA. RefSeq lists its product as hypothetical. The record is from RefSeq and is a predicted model, not a curated record. Gene Ontology annotation, biological process: N-acetylglucosamine metabolic process. Gene Ontology annotation, cellular component: cytoplasm. The transcript has 4 exons. Bases 7 to 645 code for a protein of 212 amino acids. Lineage: Eukaryota; Fungi; Basidiomycota; Wallemiomycetes; Wallemiales; Wallemiaceae.